AUGAGACUGGACGCCACCGAUCUCCGCUACAUCAGUGCCGAUGAGUUCCGUGUACUCACCGCAGUCGAAAUGGGCUCCAAGAAUCACGAGGUGGUCCCUUCAAAGCUCGUCGCAGAGCUCUCCCAGAUCAGGGGCGGCAAUGUCAAAAAGUCUCUUGGCGAACUUGCAAAGCGCAAUUUGGUCGCCCGCGUCCAAAAUGUCCACUACGACGGUUAUAGACUCACUUAUGGUGGACUCGACUAUCUCUCUCUCAGGACCUUUUCUCGAAGAAAGCUCCCGAGUGUCCACUCUGUGGGUUCCAAGAUUGGUGUCGGCAAAGAGAGCGACAUUUACGUCGUGGCGUCUGAGGAAGGCGAGAAGCGAGUAUUGAAAUUGCACCGACUCGGAAGAAUCAGUUUCCGAGCCAUCAAAAGCAAGCGAGACUACUUGGGGAAGAGGAAGAGCGCAUCUUGGAUGUACAUGAGCCGCCUGUCUGCUCAGAAGGAGUUUGCGUUCAUGAAGGCGCUUUACGAUCACGGCUUUCCAGUCCCUACACCCAUAGACCAAGCGAGACAUUGUGUUGUCAUGUCGCUCAUUGAUGGCUACCCUUUGCGCUCAAUAGAGCAAGUUGACGAUCCUGCCGAACUCUUUUCCAAACUCAUGGAACUCAUCAUGCGUCUUGCCCAAGCAGGUCUCAUCCACGGCGAUUUCAACGAAUUCAACAUUAUGCUCUUGCGAAAGACUGGCGAGCCUAUCGUCAUUGAUUUUCCCCAGAUGGUCAGCACAAGGCACGAGAACGCUGAGUACUUUUUCCAGCGAGACGUUAAUUGCGUGCGACGUUUUUUCAAAAGACGUUUCCGAUACGAAGCCUUGUCUUGGCCGACCUGGAAAGAUGUACUUGAGACUGAAGAGGAAAUCGAGCAGCCACAACCUGCCGCGGGCGAGGUCGAAGGUGACGCUGAAAGCCAGGCCGUGGAGUCGCAGCCAAAACGAGUCCGGAUCGAUCUGGAAGUUGAAGCGAGUGGCUUCGGGCGGGCCAUGCAGCGUGAGCUUGAGGAUUACAUGAUCGAAGUGCAGGACAUACCUCUUAGUGAUGAAGAAGACGAAGAUGAUGAUAGCGAAGACGAGGACGAGGAUGAAGGCGAGGACGAGGACGAGGAAGGCGAGAAAGCUGUCGAUGAGGGUAUGAAGGACGAGGAACCUCUUGACGAAGCCGCUAUGGCCGCUCGUCUCGAAGCCCUGCGUUUACAUCGCGCUCUCGGUAACGACUCUUCGGGUGAAGAGGCCACCGACUCCGACCACUCCCUGACCGACCCCUCAUCUGAGUCCGACUCUGAAGACUCUGACGACUCGGUCGGCCCCGCCCGAACGGACUACACCUCUUACACACCUUCCGCUCGCAACACGCGGCGCCACCAUGAGCGAAUUUCAGCCAGUAAACUUGGCGACAGGCAGGCUGGGAAAGAUGCGGUGGCUCAGCAGGUAGAAAGGGAGAGAAAGCUGGUGGAGAGGAGGUCUCAGAAGAGCGGGGCGAAGGUGGGCAACAUGAAGGGGCACAAGUGGAAGUCGAAUGCCAAGUAUCUCGUAGGCAAGGACAGUGGAUGGUAG
This is a messenger RNA of Cryptococcus wingfieldii CBS 7118, 1587 nucleotides long. Its product is annotated as Atypical/RIO/RIO2 protein kinase. Bases 1 to 1587 code for a protein of 528 amino acids. The record is from RefSeq and is a predicted model, not a curated record. Gene Ontology annotation, biological process: maturation of SSU-rRNA; protein phosphorylation. The transcript is spliced from 5 exons. Gene Ontology annotation, cellular component: cytosol; preribosome, small subunit precursor; nucleus. NCBI's taxonomy places the organism in Eukaryota, Fungi, Basidiomycota, Tremellomycetes, Tremellales, Cryptococcaceae. Gene Ontology annotation, molecular function: ATP binding; protein serine/threonine kinase activity.